Laccaria bicolor S238N-H82 is the source of this 864-nucleotide messenger RNA. RefSeq lists its product as uncharacterized. The transcript has a single exon. The record is from RefSeq and is a predicted model, not a curated record. NCBI's taxonomy places the organism in Eukaryota, Fungi, Basidiomycota, Agaricomycetes, Agaricales, Hydnangiaceae. The coding region runs from base 1 to 864 and encodes 287 amino acids.
AUGAGCUUUUUCACUCCGCCCUGCUCCAACUGGACGUUCAUUAUGCUAAAGCAAUCUCAAAUUGAAACACUCACCCUCAGCUUAAACUGGCGCCACUUAGGCUAUACACCAGCGGAGCGGUCCCAUAUACUCUCUCGACUAGUGGUGGCCGCUCAAGCUUCAGUCAGAACUUUGACCGUCCUCGAUAUAACACACUUGCUUGAAACCCUGGGCUUUGCUGCACAACUACCACUCCUUGACGCACUUAACUUCAUUUCUCGUCGGAAAUGGAAAGCGGGGUCCUCGGACACCACGUCCAUCCCUAUUGUUCUGAACAUGAAGACAAUCUUUGCCCGUGCAGAGAUGCUCUUCUUCAUGUUUUCCAGGCCGCCGCCUUUGACUGUUCCGAGACUAGAAAAAAUCUUUGUGGCUUUCUAUACCAAGGACAAAGGAAUGUUCAACAUCACAGCUACCGCCACCUCCAUCGCCCGACUUCGUGACUCUGUCGGGCCCAACGUAGAUCUUCUUCCGACGAUCGAAAUGGACAGUGGUCUACGAUCAAUGGAAUCUCUUUGCAACGGAAAUCAACCAAUUUGCCCAAUAUGGGAGCAAGAAUUUUCAAAGUUUCCAACUCUGUCUUUGACCGGUAAAAUGACUAUACUGGACAGUCCCGACACAUUCCGAAUUAUUUUGGAACUGUUGAGGCUGUUUUCUGGAAUAGAGGAUCUGCAUAUUCGACUUAGGCCAAGUCCGGAAGUCGAUCCCACUCCCAUCCACCUUAAGCCUUGGAUGGUGAAGGCCAUCUCAAAUCAAUCUCCGAACAUUACAUUCAUCUAUUUCAACGAAGUAGCCCAGCACAUCUCGCUGCCGAGCCAAACACUAUGA